Messenger RNA from Fonsecaea pedrosoi CBS 271.37, 201 nucleotides. RefSeq lists its product as uncharacterized. The transcript has a single exon. NCBI's taxonomy places the organism in Eukaryota, Fungi, Ascomycota, Eurotiomycetes, Chaetothyriales, Herpotrichiellaceae. The record is from RefSeq and is a predicted model, not a curated record. The coding region runs from base 1 to 201 and encodes 66 amino acids.
AUGACUACGAAGGAUGUUGAGACCAUUAUUAAUAAGGGCAGUUGGCUUGCGGUUGGAGCUCCAGAAGAUGAGUCCAGGCUAGUAGUCGAGCCCCAGUCCGAGGUCGAGGCCAAAUCCCGUAUCAGGAAAGAAUGGAAUGCUAUACAACGGAUCACCGUUCCGGAGCUCCUUCGUACUCUCAAGAACGACGCUGCAAGCUGA